AAACAAACCAUGUGCUGAGUGCUAACAUGGCGAUUUUUCUUAAUCAUCAACAUCAUUUAUAACAAAUCGUCUUACUUUCGUGCGAUUGUUAUGGGACUGGCAUUUGAUGUUCAAUAUUUUAUACUCACUGACCUUUUUGCAUUGUUUAGUUUACGAUAAAAUUGACGUGUAAGGAUGAGUGUCGACGCGUACGGUCCAAGCUCUCAAACGCUGACAUUUUUGGAUACCGAGGAAGGAGAUCUUAUCGGUGCUGACACCCAAGGCUCUGAAUUCGAAUUUACCGAUUUCACUCUUCCAUCACAAAGUCAAACACAGGCAUCUCAACAUGACCAUGGAAUAACGUCAUCUAAUCAAGUGAACGGCCUCGGUCGGGCAGAUCUUAAUUCGAAAGUUUCAACCGUAGCUAAUGCUAUAGCGGAAUUACAGUUUGAGGAAGAGGAUGAAGCACUGUACAGCAGCAAAGAACUGCCAGAUCAUGCGUGCAAAUACUGCGGGAUUCACGACCCUGCCACCGUCGUUAUGUGCAAUAUAUGCAACAAAUGGUUCUGUAAUGGACGAGGAAACACUUCAGGAUCGCACAUUAUUAACCAUCUUGUGAGAGCCAAGCACAAGGAAGCAGCACUGCACCGUGAUGGACCUCUAGGGGAAACAUUACUGGAAUGUUACUCUUGCGGUGCUCGGAAUGUAUUUGUCCUUGGCUUUAUUCCUGCAAAGGCUGAUUCUGUUGUAGUACUUCUUUGCCGCCAACCUUGUGCAGCCCAAAGUUCCCUGAAAGAUAUGAACUGGGAUCAAGAACAGUGGAAGCCUUUAAUUUCCGACCGUGCAUUUUUGUCAUGGCUUGUGAAAGUACCAUCAGAGGCCGAGCAAAUGAGAGCUAGACAAGUGACACCACAGCAGAUAGGACGCCUUGAAGAACUUUGGCGUGAUAAUGUUGAUGCUACUUUUCAAGAUUUAGAAAAACCUGGAGUUGAUGAAGAGCCGCACCAAGUUCUGCUAAGAUAUGAAGACGGAUACCAAUAUCAGAACAUAUUUGGUCCUCUUGUGAAAUUGGAAGCUGACUAUGAUAAAAGACUCAAGGAGUCUCAGACGCAGGAAGGAAUAGAAGUUCGCUGGGACGUUGGUCUCAACAAAAAGACCAUUGCUUACUUUACACUAGCCAAGACCGAUAGUGAUAUGAAGCUAAUGCAUGGAGAUGAAUUGCGGCUAAGAUAUGUUGGUGAACUUCACAAAGCUUGGUCUGGUGUUGGUCAUGUGAUCAAAGUACCAGACAACUACGGAGAUGAUGUCGGGCUUGAGUUGAAAAGUGGAGCGGGUGCACCACUUGAUUGUACUUCUAAUUUUGUAGUAGACUUCAUUUGGAAAAGUACUUCUUUUGACAGAAUGCAGCUGGCACUUCGUAAAUUUGCUGUAGAUGAUUCAUCUGUUUCUGGCUACAUUUACCGACGCCUCUUAGGCCAUGAAGUUGAAGAAGUACUGUUUCGGGUGCACUUACCAAAACACUUUAGUGCACCAAAUCUACCCGACCUGAAUAGAUCUCAGGUAUAUGCUGUCAAACAUGCACUUCAGCGGCCUCUUUCUUUGAUUCAAGGACCACCAGGAACUGGUAAAACUGUUACAUCAGCAACAAUUGUGUAUCAGCUCGUUCGACAAAACGGUGGCCCCGUUCUCGUAUGUGCACCAUCGAAUACUGCCGUUGAUCAACUUACUGAAAAAAUUCAUAGAACAGGACUUAAAGUUGUCCGUCUUUGUGCAAAAUCUAGAGAAGCCAUGGAGUCAUCCGUUUCCUUCCUAGCAUUACAUGAGCAAGCCCGUGCUCUGGGUUCAGCGGAUAGUGAGCUUCGUAAGUUGACAAGAUUGAAAGAGGAAGCUGGGGAGUUGUCCGCUGCAGAUGAAAGACGAUACAGAGCACUCCGUAGAGCUGCAGAACGGCGACUUCUCGAUGCUGCAGACGUUGUCUGUACCACUUGUGUGGGUGCAGGAGACCCGAGAGUUGCUCGAAUGCGUUUUCAAUCCAUCCUUAUAGAUGAAGGCAUGCAAUCUACUGAGCCUGAAUGUAUGGUACCAGUUGUACUUGGUGCAAGGCAACUUAUCCUUGUCGGUGAUCAUUGCCAGUUGGGCCCUGUUGUGAUGUGCAAAAAGGCUGCUAAAGCAGGUUUGAGUCAAAGCCUAUUCGAGCGACUUGUGGUCCUUGGAAUUCGUCCUUUCAGACUAGAGGUACAAUACCGUAUGCACCCUGAACUUUCGCGUUUUCCAUCUGAUUUCUUUUAUGAAGGUUCUCUCCAAAACGGAGUUAGUGCCGAAGAAAGACGUUUACAUAAAAUUGAUUUUCCUUGGCCGAGACCAGAUAGACCUAUGUUCUUUUACGUCACUCAAGGUCAAGAGGAAAUAGCUGGAUCGGGAACGUCUUACUUAAACCGUACAGAAGCUGCCAAUGUAGAAAAAUUAACAACUCGCUUCUUAAAAGCUGGUGUCCGUCCAGAACAAAUCGGUAUUAUCACUCCUUAUGAAGGGCAGAGAUCGUAUCUUGUACAACAUAUGCAGUAUCAAGGAAGCUUACAUGCCAAACUUUAUCAAGAAAUCGAAGUAGCCAGCGUAGACGCCUUCCAGGGCAGAGAAAAAGAUAUUAUUAUCAUGUCUUGUGUGCGUUCAAACGAACAUCAAGGUAUAGGAUUUUUGAGCGAUCCUCGUCGUCUCAAUGUCGCUCUAACUCGCGCGAAAUACGGUUUGAUAGUAGUCGGAAAUCCUAAGGUUCUCAGUAAGCAGCCCCUAUGGAACCAUCUGCUCGCAUUCUACAAGGAGCGUCGCGUUCUUACAGAGGGGCCUCUGUCUAACCUCAAGGAGUCAGCGAUACAGUUUGCAAAACCUAAGAAGCUGGUGAACGCUCACAAUCCGGGCUCGCACUUUAUGUCGACGUCGAUGUUCGACGCCCGCGAGGCGAUGGUACCUGGCUCCGUAUACGACCGCGCUAGGCCGCUACGGGACCCGUUGGCGUACGUGGGCCCCGAGAGGGCCGCUCUACUUCACGCCCCGGUACCGCCCGCAGCCUUCGCUUCGCACCGCGGUCUUCGCCUACCGCCGACUAACCAGAGAAGUGGGAGAAAACGGCCGCCUCGUCUCUCACAGGAGCCGCUGUCGCAACAACCCCCGCUGUCGCUAUCGCAGGGCGCCUCGCAGCCCGACUUCAGCCAGGAGUCGGCGGCGCCGGACUGCCCGUCGCAGCCCGAUGGGCUCCUGUCGCAGGACUCCACGUACCAGGGGGGGUUCCGCGCGCGGUGCAGCCAGUACUGAAGCCGCGGCCCGCGCCCCGCUGACCCCCCGGGUGGAAGACGCUGACGGGAGCCCCGGAGCCGCGCCGACCGCUGCGUGCGGCCGCCGGACCACUAGUUCUCGCCUCUCGACCUCGGACGUGAACUCUGAGUAUCGAUUGUGACGGCGCGUAGCGUACCUACACGGUAGAUUCGAUUCGCGCGAGGGAUUUAUUCGUAAAUUUACAGGUAUAGAAAUAGAGAUGUUUGAUCAGAUAAUUCGAGACUUCGUUGACUCGUAGAUCGUAGCAUCGAUUCAGUAAAUGGGUAUAACACUUUACAUGUCUUCGACCAUUAAGCACAAAAUUUGUUUAUUUAAAGUGUGAUUUGAUAAUCGUAAAAUACUAUUGAAUUGAUAUACUACCGUUUCAAAUCUAAGGUACGGAAUCAUCAUUGUUCGCCCAUUAGUAGAUAAUUUCUUUAUUUUAAAAACAAAACUAAAGAGAAAAAUAUGAUAGAUCUUUACACAUUAAGGGCAAUCUUUAUCGUGGUUUUGUUUUCAUUAUUCACUAUCGUUGAUAUAAGCAAUCAUUAAAAUCAAUGCUCUGUAUUAGACAAUAUUCAGCAAUAAAUGUUUAUUGUUUUUCCUUCAUGAAUUUUAAAAAUCAAUAUUAUUUUCAGUACAACCUAUAGUUUCUGUAUACUUAUUGUAUAGAUAUUUUCCUUUUCUGCACUCUAUUUACAUUUAAUACGCUUAGUACUUAUUUUUUCACAGCAGAAAAAAAAAACAAAGGAUGUAAAAUUAUAAAUUGUAAUAAUCUUAAAAUUGGAUUACUAUUUAUUAGUGUUAGUUUGUGAUAUGUCAUUUUCACAGAAAGAUAUUAAAUAGUUUGUUAAUAUUUUCAUUAAAAUGACCUUGUCGAUACUUUACUUUGAAGAUUUGAUAAAAAAAAAUGACAAACUUUUUACGUCAUUACAGUCUUAGGAAUAUCAACAACCCCCAUGAUUCCGUGUUAAACGGGGUCACUGUUCAAAUGUUUUAACCUAUAAUCUUAAAGGCCUGUUUUACCGGUUUCUGAUAAAGCUCCUUGAUUUAUAACGGUAUUCAAAGUAAAAGUUCUUUUCUUUUUCGCUAUCAAACUAUUUUAUCAGUCAGAUAUUUCGACUCUCAACCUGUACGAAAUUUGUUUAUUAGUCGACAAGCCCUAAUGGCCUUUUUUACCUCCCGGUAUCUAAUCGAAUAAGUAUCAAUAACUACACAUCGAUGGCUGCUAAGUAUACUGAGUCAACUCUACUUCUAAUAACUUUAUUUUUUUGUUACAUAGGUAGAUAGGAAAUGAAGUAAAUGUUAUUAAUAUCUUAAAAAAUGAAAUAGUCAAAAGUUGUCAGUUGACUCAGUAUGCUUAGGAGCCAUCGACAUGUUCUAAGGUAAACUUCAUCAAUAACCGGUGAUACAAGCGCUAGAUUACAUGUUUGUUUAUUUAUGACAUUUUUUUUACAAUAUGUUAAUAUAAAAUGAUAAAAUGUACUUUUGUACUGUAUAAACAGAUAUACAAUUUUUGUAGUUAGGGAAUUUCUAACAUAACGAUGUGGCUCAACAUAUUUUAUUUUGUUUCGUGAAGGAAAAUCAAUAAAGACACCCAUUAAA
This is a messenger RNA of Melitaea cinxia (Glanville fritillary), 4893 nucleotides long. It is a transcript of the gene Upf1, whose product is annotated as regulator of nonsense transcripts 1. The coding region runs from base 175 to 3288 and encodes 1037 amino acids. Gene Ontology annotation, cellular component: cytoplasm. Gene Ontology annotation, molecular function: DNA binding; ATP binding; RNA binding. Gene Ontology annotation, biological process: nuclear-transcribed mRNA catabolic process, nonsense-mediated decay. NCBI's taxonomy places the organism in Eukaryota, Metazoa, Arthropoda, Insecta, Lepidoptera, Nymphalidae. The record is from RefSeq and is a predicted model, not a curated record. The transcript has 10 exons.